Chlamydomonas reinhardtii is the source of this 1586-nucleotide messenger RNA. RefSeq lists its product as uncharacterized. Lineage: Eukaryota; Viridiplantae; Chlorophyta; Chlorophyceae; Chlamydomonadales; Chlamydomonadaceae. Bases 779 to 1183 code for a protein of 134 amino acids. The record is from RefSeq and is a predicted model, not a curated record. The transcript has 4 exons.
GGGCAACAGGGGCGCAGGGGCAAGGGAGUGUGAGAUGGGACAGUGGUAAGGCAGGUUGGUGAAGUCCCGUAGGGUGCAGCUGAUUCCUAGAACCCAGGAGUGCGCGGCCGGUCGAACGGCGGAGUUACUGUACAGGCGAUAGCACCACACAAACACACCGCAACGCCACACUCGCGAGGCAGAGCCGCAUCGCACCUGCAGGAAGGUGAGGGGCAAGGGAGGGCAGAGGGGGCCACUGCAAGAGGGCGAAGCGUGAAACGCAUGCGGACCUGCAGCGCUGGUAGCUGGGUGGUGCUGCCACUGGCGCGCAUGAUCACUUCCAGCCCUUUCCAGCAGUAGUAAUGAGUGUUAGGCUCCGCCCGACCCAGGUUGACGAGCACGGGCUCGGAACUAUGUGCUGGCGGUGGCCGGGCCGGCCCUGGCCGGCGGGCACCUUAUAGGCGGGCCCGGCGCAACCUUGAGCGCCACCACUGCCGGCGGCAGCGGUCCUGGUGACCUGGUGCCGGGCUUGUAGUGCGGCACAGCGACAAUAGGGGCUGCAAGCAAUGGGUCGGGUAUCCGUAAUCCAUCCGCAGGCGUCGCUCCGCGUAGUACUAUAUAUAGGACUGUACUCUCGAAAUUUGCACUAGUUACUUCCGUUAUAGCGACCGCUCUGAGACGUUUCUCCAAGUUGCACAAUCGCGCAGGAACACUUGACACUGCAUUGAAAGCUUUUGCAACCAUGAUUAUCUGCUUGGGACCUGUCUGCGUCCCGUUGCAUCUCUUGCUACCCUUCCUCAUGGGGCUAGCGCACCAGUAUGGCUACCUGAAGUGGUUUAAGCGGGAAUGGGUGGACUACCGCUACUGGUGGCGGAAAUGGAAAGGCAGCAAGUCCACGACAAGCACGGGGGCAGAGGGCAGCGCGGGCGGUGCGGAGGCAGGGGCAGCAGCCACCGGAGUUGCUGCUGGGUCGGAAGCAGGCGGGCCAGCUAAGGCAACAGCAAACGGCGCACGUCCGCACCCCAUGGCAUCCCCAAGCCCAGGGUCAACGGCGGCGGCACCGAGUGCACCUGCAGCAGCGGCAGGAGCUCCCGCGGGAGGUGAUGCUGCAGCCGCCGCUGAUGCCGCUGCUGAUGCACGGGGCCUGCGGCAGCGGCCUGCAGCCGCAGCAGCGGGCGCCGGAGUGACGCCGGCAUCGACCUGACACGUAGCAUAGAGGUGACGUGCACAUGGCGGGAGCUGCGAGGUAGUAUGAGUGUACCAUGUCAGCAGGAUGCCCUCUCCCGAGCUGACUCGCACAGAGCUGCACUGAGUGUUGGCUGAGGCGGUGCACAGGCGUGUGCAGGGGAGGGGCCUCCCCUGGGCGUGUGCAGUCCCACGGAAGGGCGCAUCAAUAUGCGCGCGGACUUGGCAGGUGGUGUGCGUAGCUGUAUGAGGCAUUGAGGCUGAGCUGUGGCCCGGGAAGCCCUGCUCACACAUUGUGAGUCACCCUGAGUGUUGGCUGUGGCGGUGCACAGACUUGUGCGCGGUCUGUGUCGAAUCGGGGUUGGAUAGGCGUAUCUGUGCAUGCUGCUUGCCUGGCUCCAUCAGACACAACGGACAAGCAG